This is a messenger RNA of Elaeis guineensis (African oil palm), 1887 nucleotides long. RefSeq names its product trans-cinnamate 4-monooxygenase. Gene Ontology annotation, molecular function: trans-cinnamate 4-monooxygenase activity; heme binding; iron ion binding. Gene Ontology annotation, biological process: lignin metabolic process. Lineage: Eukaryota; Viridiplantae; Streptophyta; Magnoliopsida; Arecales; Arecaceae. The record is from RefSeq and is a predicted model, not a curated record.
CCCCACCCCACCUCACCUCACGGGCUUGCUCUCACCCACUGCAUCCCCCCAUCCCUCGCCACCUCUCUCUCUCUCUCUGCCUCCCGGUCUCUGGGGGAGAGCAAUGGAUCUAGUCCUCCUGGAGAAGGCCCUUCUGGGGCUUUUCGCCGCGGUGACACUCGCCAUCGCCGUCUCCAAGAUCCGGGGGAAGCGCUUCAAGCUGCCGCCCGGCCCCCUCCCCGUCCCCAUCUUCGGCAACUGGCUCCAAGUUGGCGACGACCUCAACCAUCGCAAUCUGACGGCUCUCGCGAAGCGCUUCGGCGACAUCUUCCUCCUCCGCAUGGGGCAGCGCAACCUGGUGGUCGUCUCGUCCCCCGAGCUGGCCCGCGAGGUCCUCCACACCCAGGGCGUCGAGUUCGGCUCCCGCACCCGCAACGUCGUCUUCGACAUCUUCACCGGCAAAGGCCAGGACAUGGUGUUCACCGUCUAUGGCGAGCACUGGCGCAAGAUGCGCCGCAUCAUGACCGUCCCCUUCUUCACCAACAAGGUGGUGCAGCAGAACCGCCACGGCUGGGAGGAGGAGGCCCGCCAGGUGGUGGAGGACGUCAAGGCCAACCCCAAAGCCGCCACCGAGGGGAUCGUGCUGAGGAGGAGGUUGCAACUUAUGAUGUACAACAACAUGUACCGGAUUAUGUUCGACCGGCGAUUCGAGAGCGAGGACGACCCUCUCUUCAACAAGCUCAAGGCACUCAAUGGAGAGAGAAGCAGGUUGGCACAGAGUUUUGAGUACAAUUAUGGGGACUUCAUCCCCAUAUUGAGGCCCUUCUUGAGGGCAUAUCUUAAGAUCUGCCAGGAGGUCAAGGACCGCAGGCUCCAGCUCUUCAAGGACUACUUCAUCCAGGAGAGAAAGAAGCUGGCGAGCACCAAGGGGGCAAGCAACAUGGAGCUCAAGUGUGCCAUAGAUCACAUCCUAGAAGCCGAGAGGAAGGGAGAGAUUAAUGAGGACAACGUCCUCUACAUCGUAGAGAACAUCAACGUUGCUGCCAUCGAGACGACGCUGUGGUCCAUUGAGUGGGGCAUCGCCGAGCUGGUGAACCACCCAGAGAUCCAGCGCAAGCUCCGGCACGAGCUCGACACCGUGCUCGGCCCCGGCGUCCAGAUCACCGAGCCCGACACCCAGAAGCUCCCCUACCUCCAGGCCGUCAUCAAGGAGACCCUCCGCCUCCGCAUGGCCAUCCCCCUCCUCGUCCCCCACAUGAACCUCCACGACGCCAAGCUCCGCGGCUGCGACAUCCCCGCCGAGAGCAAGAUCCUCGUCAAUGCCUGGUGGCUCGCCAACAACCCCGACAAUUGGAAGAACCCCGAGGAGUUCCGCCCCGAGAGAUUCUUGGAGGAAGAGGCCAAGGUGGAAGCCAAUGGCAAUGACUUCAGGUACUUGCCCUUCGGUGUCGGUCGCCGGAGCUGCCCUGGAAUUAUACUCGCAUUGCCAAUUCUCGGCAUCACCAUCGGCCGGUUGGUCCAGAACUUUGAGCUGCUGCCGCCCCCGGGACAGAGCAAGAUCGAUACCACGGAGAAGGGAGGGCAGUUCAGUCUUCACAUAUUGAAGCACUCCACCAUUGUCUGCAAGCCUAGAGUGUUUUAAGGUGUCACCCCCUGUUCUUGUGCUGUUCUUUUAUUUGUCUUCUCUUAGGAUUCUAAAGUGGUUGGGGAGUGAUAUGAAAAAAAACCGAAUCUUCAUGUGAUUACAUAUUUAUCUAUGGGACAUUGCAAGGACAAUCUGUCAUUUUGUACUGCAAAAUAUAUUUGAGAAAAUCAUGGGUUUACUCGUUGAAGCUCUUUUAUUUAUGGAACAUUGUUAGUUAACCCAAUAGAAUAAUGUAAGGGAUUGUUUAUUUUCUGUUGACUAAA